This is a messenger RNA of Diuraphis noxia (Russian wheat aphid), 1304 nucleotides long. RefSeq names its product leucine-rich repeat-containing protein 57-like. The record is from RefSeq and is a predicted model, not a curated record. Gene Ontology annotation, molecular function: protein binding. Gene Ontology annotation, cellular component: cytoplasm. NCBI's taxonomy places the organism in Eukaryota, Metazoa, Arthropoda, Insecta, Hemiptera, Aphididae.
UUGAUCAACGAAUAUUGACUAAUGUCUAGUAGCUUGGUGUUAACUAAUAAAGUAAUAAGUAAUAAUUCUGUUUUAAACCAUAUUUUAUAGUGAUYAUUGUUUAAAAUAAAUGAAAAUAAACAAAGAUGGGAAACACAUCAAGUUUAAAGAACCAUGUUGAAACAUCCAGAAAAACGGGUGUGUUAAAUUUGUCAGAUAGUCAUCUUAAACAGUAUCCAGAUUCUAUUGACGUUCUUCAUCCUUUUUUAAGAAAUUUAGAAUUGUCUAAAAACAAAUUAAAAAUAUUACCGAAAUCUAUUGGCCAAUUCAAAGAACUAAAGAUACUAAAUGUCAGCAACAACAUGUUAGAAAAUCUACCUGAAGAAAUAAAUUGCUUGUCAAAGAUUGAAACAUUACAGGUGAAUUGUAAUUUAUUAAAGUCAUUACCUCCAAUGAAUAAUUUGAUGUUUCUAAGACGUGCCUCGUUUGCAGACAAUCAGCUCACCACAUUUCCAGAAUUUUUGUGUGAAUUAAAACAUUUAGAAACAUUAGAUUUAUCCAAAAAUAACAUCACUCAAUUGCCUGAACUUAUUAAACAGUCCAGAUUAGUUGAACUAAACCUAAAUCAAAAUCAAAUUAGAAAAUUGCCAUCUGGUUUAGCUCAAUGCCUCAGAUUGAAGACUUUGCGCGUAGAAGAAAAUUGUCUUGAACUGGAUGAUAUUCCAAAAGAAUUAUUAACAUCGUCUAAAGUGUCAUUAUUAUGUGUUGAAGGCAAUUUAUUCGAUAUGAAAUCUUUAUUGGCAUUAGAAGAGUAUAGCACAUACAUGACAAGAUACACAGAAGUUAAAAAAAAAAUGUUCUAAUUUAUUAUUGAUUUUCUAUUUGUAUAUAAUUGAGUAAUUUACAUUACCUAAAUCAUUAUGCAAUGUAAUUUUAUUAUUUAUUGUUCCAAAAUUAAUUGUUUACUUGCUUUUUGUUAUUUUAUAUCAACAAUCACAUAACGAUCAACUAUGCACAUUAUUCAUAACAUAUCWUAUGGUGAUUUUUUAAAAAUUUAAAUCACUUUAACAGUUGUAGAAGGGGGCCACUAAUACCUUAAAUGUAGGUUGUGAAUAAUGUCUAUUAAUUUAAAAAUUAUUAUAAGUUUAUAAAAAAUAGUCUCACAAUAUUAUGUAGCAAUAACUCAAAAGUUGAUGUUAUUAGUUAUUAAUUAUUACUUUAUUUUAGCACUAAUUGCAAAGACAAAUAAUCAUUGAACUYUUAAAAAGUACAUUUUCUUUAUUGUGUGAAUUAUUUUUAAAAGAAAAAAAGAUUAUUUUCAUUUU